Patella vulgata (common limpet) is the source of this 4240-nucleotide messenger RNA. RefSeq lists its product as uncharacterized. Gene Ontology annotation, biological process: synaptonemal complex assembly; chiasma assembly; lateral element assembly. NCBI's taxonomy places the organism in Eukaryota, Metazoa, Mollusca, Gastropoda, Patellidae. The record is from RefSeq and is a predicted model, not a curated record. Gene Ontology annotation, cellular component: central element; synaptonemal complex; transverse filament. The transcript is spliced from 30 exons. Gene Ontology annotation, molecular function: double-stranded DNA binding. The coding region runs from base 2047 to 4038 and encodes 663 amino acids.
CGACAGCAAAGCGUGCACUCAGGAAGUGCAUAGAACUAGGUAGAACAAGAAGACUAAUGGAUAGAACAACUUUUUAACUUAUUACUAUUGUUUAAAAAACGAAUUCAAAGUUCUGUGGAGUUUUUGUAAAAUCAGUGCUGUUAAAAUGCAGAUGCAGCAGCCGCAGCAGCAACCUGUAUUUAAACCGCUGAAUUCUUCAGAGGGAUCAACAAGUGUCUUUUCCUUUGAUUCUUCCAGAUCCAGAACAUGUCAAAAUGAUAAUGCAACUUUUCAAAUAGCAAGACCAAAUGAAAUGCAGUCCCAAGCACCGAAAAUAUCCCAGCAAAAGGAACAAAACGUUGGACAAGAGAGAUUAUCAUCUUUGCAUGCUAAACUUCAUCAAGAAGCAGAUAAAAUUCGGAAAUGGAAAGUUCAGUCAGAAAUUGAACUGAAACAUAAGGAAAAGAAAAUCCAGGAAGCAAGUACAACUGUUGAGGCUUUGAGAAAGUCAAUUUUGGAGCUGCAGCUACAGAAUGAAAACUUGAGCUUGAAAUUAAAAGAGGAAAUGGACCAUAGAGAAGAUAUUUUAAACAAGAUCCACUGUACAAGGGAUCUCUGCAACAUAUUGAAAAAUCACACCACACAAAUGGAAGAAAAACUUGAACACUGUGAAACUGAAAAAACAGAAUUAAAAUAUCUUGGAAAAGAACAUCAAGAGCAAUUUGAGGAACUAUCUAAGCAGUUUCAAAAACUAGAACUUUCUUCAGUGGAGAAUCAUAACAAACUUAUGAACCAGUUAAAUCUAGAAAGAGAUGAUAGAGUUAAAGUGGAGAAAGAUAUGGAAGACAAGCUAUCUAAUGCAGAGGAAGAUCUGAAGGAUUUAAUAGACCAGUGUGAUGAAAAGGACAUUGAAAUAAGAGAGGUUCGUUCAAGACUUCAAAAGAAUGAUGAAACAAUUCACAGUUACCAACAAGAUAUUGAAUACAGCAAACAAAAAGUAGAGAAUUUAAAUACAGAAUUAUCUGAAAAGGACAUUAAAUUGCAAGGACUUUUUGAUGAACUGAAUGCAAAUUUGGAGGAGAAGAAUGUGUUGGAGAUUAAGAUAAAUAACAUAGAAAUAGAGCUAGAAGACAGUAAAUCUACCAUUGAUAAAAUGGAACAAACAAUGUCAUCCAACCAAACUAAGUUUGAUACAAGUAUUGAUGUACUACAGAGAGAAUUAGAAUCCGCUAGAUUACAACUAGAGCAGACCAAACUACUGCUGAAAGAAAUGGAAGUUAAAAUGGCAGAAGGAGUUUCAAUAUGUGAAAAUUUAAAAAGUUCCAGGGAUGUCCUGAUCAUGGAAAAGUCAGAAUUAGAAGCUAGAAUUUCUCAACAAGAAAAUACUUUGGUUUUUCAAUUUCAAUACAUUUUUAAAAAUUUACUUCAAUAAUUUUGUGUAUAAGAUUGAUAAAUGAAAUGAAAUGACGUUAACGUCCUACUUUUCUUCAUCUGGUCUAUACACAGAUCACAAUUCUAUGGAAUACACUGUCUAUUACUGACAGACAUUUCGACUGGGCAUUUCAAGCCUUUCCUUGAUAAACAGUAAAUGUAUUCCAUACACGAACAUACACACAGACAUCUUUGAUAUUAUUUAUAUAAAUCAGAUGAAUGUAUGGUAUAACUUGACUCAGUGUGUAAAGUUCUGGUGCACUAAACUGGGGGACUGGGGGUCUCAGUUUCAAUUCCAGUAUUGGCUGAGAAAGUUUCUCAUGAUUUUCCAGGGUAGUGUCCCCUUGUCGGUGGUGCAGGACGGAGGGCCUGACAAGGAACAGUGUCUAGUUUUUAAGAUGGGAUGAAAAAAUGAGGUAGCAUGCAUGUGAAAGACCCCUUAAAAGUUGGAAUUUCAAUUGAGUUCCAGGCAAAAUUUAUCUCAUAGCACACACUGCAUGGCAUAUGCCCAUAGAAAAGUAGGAGGUUAAACCUCAUUUCAUUCAUAUAUAACUUGACAACAUACACAUAUGUAUAUCGUGAAGAUUUUUAAGUUAAUUUUAUUUCCAGGAAAACAUUCAGGCUGAAAGAGACAGUAUGAGAGAAGAAUUACACAGAUUACAAACUCAGCUAAAUCUGACUACAACUGAAAUUGCAGAAAAAUGCACAAUAUUUGAGGAGUUACAAGCUGUUAACAGGAAUCUUCAGGAUAGAAUCAAUGACUAUGAAAUAUCAUCAAAAAUCAUGGAGAACACCAUACAGACACAAAAGAAACAUUUAGAUUGUAGAGAAGAAGUAAUUAGUGAAGGAAUAGUGAAAGAAGAAGAAUAUAUUUAUAAACUUAAAGAAAUAAAUAUGGAAACAGAAAAACUUCAACAGAAAUUGAAUAAAGAAUGUGAUAUAAAUGAGGAACUAAAAAAGAGUUUGAAAGAAACUAAAACAGAAGAGCAAAGUAAAGAAAAGGAUCUCAUUGUCAAGGAAAAGGAAAUCAAUAAACUGAAGAAAGAAUUGGAGAAACAAGACAAAGAAAAACAAAACCUUACAGGAGAAAUUGAAAUAAUUCAAGCGGAUUUAUCACAACUGAGGUUAAAUCAGGACAGCCUUGAACAGGAAAUAAUACAACUGACACAGGAAAAUGACAGAUUACAAAAACAACAUGAUAAGACAGACAAAAAUUGGAACAAUGAAAGAGAGACAAAGACUAAAAAAAUGACUGAGCUGGAAAGUAAACAGAAGGAAUUGAAAAGUGACAUUGUUUCAAAAAAUAAACAAAUCAAAGAACUUGAGAAGGAGCUGAAGACCACCAAAUCUAAGUUAGCAACACAAACUAAAUCAGCUGAAGAUUCAACCAAUGAAAUAGAAAAAAUGUCAGAAGAGCUUGAAAUGCUGAAGACAAUGAAGAUUGACCUGGAGGAGAAACUACAAGCAGCCAAUAAUAAUGAAGUCAAAGUUUCAUCAAAAUUAAGGACAGAGAUGGCCGAUAUAAAGAAUCAGCUUCACCAAGCAGUAAAAGAUAAAAAUGAUAGUAUUGGUCGAAGUGAUGCUCAAAUUGCUGAUAUGAUGGCUACUCUUCAGAAGUAUAAAAUGGAAAACCAGAAAAUUGUUGAUCAGAAAGAGAAAGAGCUUGAUUCCCUGAGGACAAAGUUUGAUCAGUCAUCAAAUCUGAAAGAGAAAAACAAUAAAUUAUGUGAUGACUUGAAGAAAGAGACAGAUGAAUUGAAGAAGAAAAUAGAUGAUCUUGAAAAAAAAAAGAGGAAUUUAUCACAGACCAGUAACAAUGAUGGUAAAAAGAUAAAGGAGCUUCAAUCAAAAUUGGAGAAAAAGGAAAAAGAAAUAAAGGAAUUGACAACAAAAGUAUCAACACCAAAAGAAAAAGCAGAAAGUCAAACAAUCUGUACUCAAACAAGUCCACCACCAAUACAGAAAAUAUUUAAAGAGGUAACAACGCCACUUCGUAAGACCUUUAUUCCCUCAACACCAAAAGUACAUCCAACUUACACACCAAGGACAGUUCCAAAAACUCCUGUUGAUGAAAAUAUGACACCUCAAAGAAGCAUACUUCGUGGUUUGAAUAGUGUUUCAAAGAAAAGACGAGUUGCUUUUAUUCCCGAUGACGAGAAACACGAUUCAGAUUCUUCCUCUUCAGAAUUGAUGGAAGUUGAGCCAGAUGACAUUGAGAGAUAUAAGAAGGGAAGUGCUACACCAGUUCAUAUUAGACCAUCACCAAGAACACCAUUAACAGUAUGUAAUAACGCAAAGAAAAUGUCUAUGAAAACACCACCUUUACACAGAGUACCUAGAGAUCCUCCUGUCAAGCCAAAACAGUCAUCAUUGAAAGGCUUUUUAGAAAAUGAAAAAGAGCAGUUUCAAACAUUGUUUCCAAAUAAAGAGGGUCAACAAAACAACAAAAAUCUGAAAUCCAUCCAUGCAACACCUACAACCAGAACACCUUCAAAUAAACCUCCACGCUCCAAAUUCUUCUCUGUAUCACCUAAGCUUCGUAAAGAGGGACAUCACAAAUCUGAUAAAGUGGAAGAUAUGGCCUGGUUUGAUUUGGACUCUGUUUUUGGUUUUGGUCCUGAAGACUGAACUGUAUAAGAUCCAUUAAAUAUCUUAUUAUUGUAAAGUAAUGCUGAUCCAACAUAAGAUUUCUGUCCCAAGGCAAUAGUAACUUAAUGCCAUCCACUGCAUUAGGACGGGAGUCUUAUUUUAAAAAAAAAAAGGAAACAUCUGAGUUUAUCAAAACUAUACAGUUAUAUGGGACAACAAUCACUGGUUUAUUAUACACAAG